This is a messenger RNA of Nicotiana tabacum (common tobacco), 1778 nucleotides long. Its product is annotated as OVARIAN TUMOR DOMAIN-containing deubiquitinating enzyme 12. Gene Ontology annotation, biological process: protein deubiquitination. Gene Ontology annotation, molecular function: cysteine-type deubiquitinase activity. The record is from RefSeq and is a predicted model, not a curated record. NCBI's taxonomy places the organism in Eukaryota, Viridiplantae, Streptophyta, Magnoliopsida, Solanales, Solanaceae.
AAUGAAACAAACGGCGAGGAAGCGGCAUAGUGCUGCAAAAAACUCCAAAGAAGGGGACUGAGGACUGAGAGAAGUCAGAAAGGGGUGCAUUUGCAGAGUUUUGAUUCCAUUUCCAUUGUCCAUUUCCUCUCUCUCUCUCUCUCUCACACACACACACACACAGCCCUCGUGACAUCCGUCCUUCUCCACUUUCCCCCAAUCACCAAACAUUUUACCAUCCAUAUAUUAUUUGUGGCUUCUCGAAUACGGUUUUCUUUUGUUUCACCGGCAUUCUAUUCUUUCAACUUUCUUCCUCACAAGCACGAGCUAUCGCUUUCGGAUCGGCGAAAUUCACUGCAUUUAUCUUAUAAAAUCAAAAUUCUCAGAUGAUUACGAGCGAGCAAGAUCCGGAUGUUGUCCGAUGGGGUCUCCAGUUGUUUGACAGUGAUCCCUAUUCUAACUAUGCCUAUAGUGGUGUCAUACCCCAUAACAGUGUAGAUUACUAUCAGGACCAUUACUUCAAGGAUGAUCAUUUUAAUGCGGGAUCUAGCAAUGAGGAAAAUCACAACUUCAGUGCACAGCGCCUCCAGGAAGAACUGUCUCAACUUUCAGUCGCUGAACCUCCCUCAAAUCUCCAUCCAAUGGUAGAACAUACACAAACGCAUUUUUAUCCACAAGACUGGUUUAGUCAACCUAUGGGACACUACAUUAUUGGAGAAGACAAUUGUGAUGAAGAAGAAACAAGUAAUGGACCUUCCACUUCAUGCUCUAGUCCAGGAGAAGAGUCAUACACAGGAGAAGAUUGGUCGUAUUCACUUGAAUUGAUGGAUGAAUACGAUCUUGAUGGUGAAGUAGGGAAAAGAUUGAACCAGAUGAUUCCAAUUCCCCAUAUUCCCAGAAUCAAUGGUGAAAUACCAUCAAUUGAUGAGGCAACCUUAGAUCAUCAAAGACUUCUUGACAGAUUACAGGUCUAUGAACUAGUCGAAUUUAAAGUUCAAGGUGAUGGUAAUUGUCAGUUUCGUGCUUUGUCCGACCAAUUUUACCGCACCCCUGAGCAUCACAAAUUUGUCAGACAGCAAGUUGUGAAUCAGCUCAAGUCAUGCCCAGAGAUGUACGAUGGAUAUGUUCCCAUGGCCUAUCAUGAUUACCUGAAGAAGAUGUCAAAGGAUGGGGAGUGGGGUGAUCAUGUAACUCUACAAGCAGCUUCAGAUUCAUAUGGUGUAAAAAUAUUGGUGAUAACAUCUUUCAGAGAUACCUGCUACAUUGAGAUACUUCCCACCAUUCAAAAGUCUGAACGAGUUAUCUUCUUGAGCUUUUGGGCCGAGGUUCACUACAACUCAAUAUAUCCUGAACGAGAUAUCACAGCUAUUGAGAUGAAAAAGAAGUACUUAGCCAUUUCAGAUGAACAAUUAGAAUCUCAAGAUGGUUACAGUUGAUAGACUGCAGCAACACAUGAUGUUUGCUAUAAUGCUUCUGCAAGUUACUGAUAACCAGCUCUGUUUUGGUGCUGCUCAGGGUGCAGCCAAUUUUUUCAUGACAUUCUUUCCCUAGAGCAAUCUGUGUUUUGGGGUUGAACUUACACUCUUCAUCUUUGCUAAUCCAGAAACAAGUCUGAUAUUACUCUUCCUUCAGUAUGUUUACCUUGAAUAAUCUGUGAUGCAUACUCAGAUGCAUCAUUUCUUCUCUUCUUUUCUUAACCUUUAAUAGCCAGAUGUACAGGUGAAUAUUUGAUUUCUGAGACGUAUCAUAUUUAUCUGAUCCAAGGUAAUAGCGUUUAUAACUAUCUCCAUUCCAUUUCA